GAGAAAUGGAGAUUCAGGCCUUCUGUGAUAUGUUCUCCGUGGCUGUGGAUGUGUACAUUGUCGAGCGAAACCCAGACCGCUUGGCGCAUCACACCAUCCGUCCGGCGGUCGGGCCGGGGCCGACUCACACUCUCACGAUUUUAGCCGAUUACGAAGGCUUUCAUUAUGAGGUGUUGAGGGAGCUUGAUGGCGCGGCGCCCGUGGCUGGAGAGGAGAUGGCCAACGCGCCUGUGGCGGCAAUCUCCACAUCCGCACCACUGGAGGAAACGUGGCGGGAGGAAGAUGGCGUGCGGUAUUGUCUCGAGGAAGAGAAAGUUCCGGACAAGCGUCAGAAAAAGGGGAAGGAGCCUGCCGUGAAGAAGGCAAAGGCUCGCCGGCAGGAAGAGAAAGUCCCGGACGAGCGUGAGAAAAAGGAGGAGGAGCCUGCCGUGAAGAAGGCAAAGACUCCACCAAGGCUCCCUCGCCGCCACGAGAUCAAGUCAGACGGCAUUGAGGGGGAGGAGAAUGUUCUUGACAGGUCAGAUGGGCUGAACUUGUCGGCAGACAAGUCCUGGUUCAUGUCGGGCGCAUACGUCGAUGACGUGCCCCUUCGCGACCCAGGCUUGUCGGACAAGGUCGCUGAGACCUACUGGGCCCGUUUUCUCAUGCUGGUCGAGUUUGUCGACCAGGAGGUGAAUAACGGCGUCCAGCUCACGAACACCUGGGACUACUUGGACUGCCGGUACCUGAGGCCUUGGUACCAGUGGUACGUGGACAACGAAAAGUUCACGAAGAAGACCAAUACCGCGAAGCCGUACAGUCCCGAAUACAUCUCCUCGUUGACACGGGCUGUGCGGGCUAUCGGUCGCUGUUUCGUCGGUAGCCCCGACGACUCAGCCGACGUCGCGGCCUGGUGGACGGGAGUGACAAGACUGCAUCUCAAGGCGGUGGCCGAGCUGAAGAAGAAGCCCAAGGUUCCCAAAUCCUUGGAGGUCGUGUCGGACGAGGAAGGGGACGGCAUUGUGUACGUCCCCCCUCCGAAGAACGACUUGGCGGCCAUCCAAGCCAGGAUGCACGUCUUCGAGGAGAAGAUGUCCGCCAAAGAGGCGGUCGUCAACGCCUUGGGAAAAAGGAGUGACCCGGCGGCGCAGCGGGAGAGGCUGCUGCUUGCUAAGAUGAAGCAAGCGCACCUCGCCUCGUUGUUGCUGCUGUGGCAUUGCGGCCGUUUGUCGGACUUCCGGCAGGUGGUGGUGCACUGGGACAUCCGCAAGCAAAAGGGCCCGGACGGCCGCAUUGCUUGGUGGAUGGACCCCAGUGACUUCAAGACCAAGUGGCGCCAGUCUCCGGCGGACUUGGCGGAGGAUCCCGGGAAGAUCCUGCACACCAAAGUGCAGGAGGCGCUCAACGCGUUUCUCAAGCGUUGGCGCCCAAUUUUGAUAAAACACUUAGGGCCCCGAGCUAAGUACAACGUCACCUUCACCGACGAAAAGUUCGGGGAAGGAGCCGGGGUGUGUUUUUGCCUUUUUCCUGGGUACUGGGAGGACAAUCAGGCCCAUACGUUUGUGCAGCAUACCUUUCAAAAAGUCCUAGGGUGCUCUGAACGAGCGGUCCGAAAGGCCCUUGGGAACGAGUUGCCGGACUGGAAGGCUGCGCGUUGGGGGGUGGAUAUGACCGCCAUCCAUCAGAACUUCCACCAUAGUGCGGAAGUUCACGCCAAGGCGUAUGGGCGGGGGAAAAGAAACCAAGUCAACCCCUUGCAGGCCCACGUCCUGAAAUGGGGGGAUGAUGAUGCCUAG
Messenger RNA from Effrenium voratum, 1775 nucleotides. NCBI's taxonomy places the organism in Eukaryota, Dinophyceae, Suessiales, Symbiodiniaceae. The record is from the annotation of a GenBank genome assembly.